AUGCCAGGUUCAGACGAUGAUCACACUGGUGAUGCUGCCAAUGGGCUACUGCAGAAUAUCCUGGAGCGGGUAUCCAAUGGUGCCGAAACAGUUGGAUCUGCUAUGCAAAAUGCCCGUGCUAGCUACGAGGAGUCUGGCCGGCACUUCAAGGGCAAGAUUAUGUCCGGACUGGUGAAUUAUCGACCUGGCAAUGAGUCGCGGGACUUCUUCAAGAGAGAGCCUACGCAAGUUCAAUGCCAGAUCUACGAGGGCUAUGAAGGAGAUCGUCGAGAGGUCACGACGACGAUUCCUGUGCUGGAUCCACAUGAGCUUUUGGAUUAUCUGCAGACGGAGCUGAAGCUGGAAUGCCCCGUGGACAAAACUCGACAAUUUUGGGAGCACCUGCGAGGUCGUGGGAACCCCUUUGCGUUGGGCUUUGAUGGCAGUGAUCAUGUGCCGUUUACAUUAUACGGCGACGAGCUUGUGCUGGGCAAAGAUUCGAGGGACAAGGUGACUGGCGUGUUCUUGCAGCUCACUUUGUUUAAACCUCGGGCUGCACGUCAAGGUCUGUGGCUCCUCUGUGCCAUUCAAGACUCCGUAAUGGUGCAUGCCGACUUGAAGACUUUGCGACCGGUGCUGGAACAUAUAGUAUGGUCUUGCAACGUUGCCUUCGAUGGGCGAUACCCUCGUGUCUCAAUGGAUGGGACACCGCUGGCUGGUGCGAAGGCUUUAAAAGCUGGACAGCAAUUUGCCAACGGAACUCGUUGGGCUUGCGUGGAAUGUCGCGGGGACUGGAAGUGGCACGAGCGCACGCUGAGAUUGCUGCGGACCCCUGUUUCGAAACGGUGCUGUUUUUUAUGCGAUGCAGAGGCCAGCGACGGUCCUCUGCGUUACUAUGAUGUCCAGGACGGGGCUGCUUGGCGAACCAGUCAGCUGGAUACAAAUGGUUUUCUUCAGCGUGCUCUUCGGCCUGGGGCAUCGAGCAACCUUCUCAUAGAUUAG
Symbiodinium sp. CCMP2456 is the source of this 981-nucleotide messenger RNA. The record is from the annotation of a GenBank genome assembly. NCBI's taxonomy places the organism in Eukaryota, Dinophyceae, Suessiales, Symbiodiniaceae.